Molecule: messenger RNA, 711 nt
Organism: Protopolystoma xenopodis
Lineage: Eukaryota; Metazoa; Platyhelminthes; Monogenea; Polystomatidea; Polystomatidae
Source: the annotation of a GenBank genome assembly
GCUUUCCGUCUCGGCCGAGUACAUCUUCAGCCAGACUGGCCACCGCCUCAAUCUUUGCCACCAAAUGGUGAGUUUUUUCCCGACUCAACUUAUUCUUCUAAAAGCAACAACCUACAGGAGCCAUCUAAUCAGCGACAACCCCCAGCAUCAGUUCGCAACGGUAUUGGUAGUCGUAGAGGCUAUCCGAGGAAACGAAAAGCUGUUCUAUCCUCCCGUGAUGAUCGUGAAUUUGGUAAUAGAACUAGGACCACCGAUCACGACGGUAGCAACGUUAUUAAUGAGGAAAAUAGUAUUCAUAAACCCGGUGGCUCAGGUACUGGCGGUGGAUUGAUUCCUGUUAAAGAGGGUGAAUCUCAGAACUUGCUUAUUCGAAAAGGUUCUGAGAAUCGAGGUUCUUUGAAUGGCUGUACAUCUGGCGUCAGCAAUUCGCAACUCCGCGGGGAAACAAGUCGGCAGAUUCUCGACUUUAGUGAGCCUUUGAACUCCUUAAAUGUUGCACGACACAAGGGUCCACACAAAUCACUUGGUCAUCGAGAUGUGAUUACCAAGAUUCUGCGCCCUCUGGUUUUAUCUCAGUCCAUUUUCAAUGCAUAUAAAUUUCAAGAAUGGGGUCAAACUAUUUCUAAUGCACUCCAGAUUGCAGGUUACGCUUCUGCUAAACAUGUUAUCAAUAUUGGAGGUUUUAUUCUCAGAACAGCUUUUGCAAUAUGA